Molecule: messenger RNA, 4122 nt
Organism: Doryrhamphus excisus (bluestripe pipefish)
Lineage: Eukaryota; Metazoa; Chordata; Actinopteri; Syngnathiformes; Syngnathidae
Gene: aclya
Product: ATP citrate lyase a
Biological process (GO): fatty acid biosynthetic process; acetyl-CoA biosynthetic process; citrate metabolic process
Cellular component (GO): cytosol
Molecular function (GO): ATP citrate synthase activity
Source: RefSeq, a predicted model, not a curated record
ACUAGCCAAUCAGCGUCCAGCAAACAUCAGCCGGGCCCUCGGCAGAUACAAGGCGGAACACAAAACUCGCAGUGAGCUCCUUCCCCCGGCACCGUUGGUUCCGACGGAGCCGAGGAAAGCUGUCAUAUUCCACCCCGGAACUCCAGUACACCUCGCCGAAAACACCGUAUUUCAAACACAAGCCGCCGCCGCCGUCAUGUCUGCCAAAGCCAUCUCCGAGCAGACCGGGAAGGAGUUCCUCUACAAGUACAUCUGCACCUCCGCCCCGGUCCAAAACCGCUUCCGCUAUGCCAACGUCACUCCCGAGACCGACUUGGACCGACUGGCGCAAGAGCACUCGUGGCUGCUCACAGAGAGGCUGGUGGUAAAGCCGGACCAGCUGAUCAAGAGGCGUGGCAAGCUGGGUCUGGUGGGCGUCAACCUGGACCUGAAUGGCGUCAGAGAGUGGCUGAAGCCCCGCCUCAUGAAGGAGACCGUGGUGGGAAAAGCCAAAGGCGUUCUCAAGAACUUCCUCAUAGAGCCCUUCGUCCCCCACAAGCAGGAGGAGGAGUUCUACAUGUGCAUCUACGCCGCCCGUGAGGGCGACUAUGUGCUGUUCCACCACGAGGGAGGGGUGGACGUCGGCGACGUGGACGCCAAAGCCAAGAAGCUGCUAAUUGGCGUGGACGAGAAGAUCAGCGAGGAGUCUGUGACCAAGCAACUGCUGUCACACGUCCCUAAUGAUAAGAGACUGAUCCUGGCCCAGUUCAUUGUCGGACUCUUUAACCUGUAUGAGGACCUGUUCUUCACAUACCUGGAGAUCAACCCACUGGUCGUCACCAAAGAUGGCGUCUACGUGCUGGACAUGGCGGCAAAGAUCGACGCCACGGCGGACUACAUCUGCAAGGCCAAGUGGGGGGACGUGGAGUUCCCGCCACCUUUUGGCAGGGAGGCCUACCCUGAGGAGGCCUACAUCGCCGACCUAGACGCUAAGAGCGGUGCCAGCCUCAAACUGACCCUGCUCAACCCCCAGGGCAGGAUAUGGACCAUGGUGGCAGGUGGAGGAGCUUCAGUGGUGUACAGUGACACCAUCUGUGACUUGGGCGGAGUCGACGAGCUGGCCAACUACGGCGAGUAUUCAGGGGCGCCGAGCGAACAGCAGACUUACGACUACGCCAAGACCAUCCUGUCGCUCAUGACCAGGGAGAAACAUGCUGAUGGAAAAGUCUUGAUCAUCGGAGGAAGCAUUGCCAACUUCACAAACGUUGCAGCCACAUUCAAGGGAAUUGUUCGAGCCAUCAGAGACUACCAGGUGCCUCUAAAGGAGCAUGAAGUUACCAUUUUUGUCAGGCGUGGGGGUCCAAACUACCAGGAAGGUCUCCGGGUGAUGGGAGAAGUCGGCAAGACCACCGGCAUCCCCAUCCACGUCUUUGGCACGGAAACCCACAUGACCGCCAUCGUCGGCAUGGCGCUGGGCCACCGGCCAAUCCCCAACCAGCCUCCCGUGGCCGCCCACACCGCCAACUUUCUUCUCAACUCCAGCAGCAGCCAAUCGACUCCAGGGUCCACUCGAACAGCGUCCUUCUCCGAGAACCGAGGCAAAGCCGAGAGCUCGCCGGCGAAGAAAGCCAAAAGUGGAGCUCCUGUUGCCAAGGCAACCACUCUGUUUAGCAAGCACACCAAGUCCAUCGUGUGGGGCAUGCAGACACGCGCCGUGCAGGGCAUGCUGGACUUUGACUACGUCUGCUCCAGAGACGAGCCCUCAGUGGCGGCCAUGGUGUACCCCUUCACCGGAGACCACAAGCAGAAGUUCUACUGGGGCCACAAGGAGAUCCUCAUCCCCGUGUAUAAGAACAUGAGCGACGCCAUGAAGAAGCACGCGGACGUGGACGUGCUCAUCAGUUUCGCUUCCCUGCGCUCAGCCUUUGAUAGCACCAUGGAGACCAUGCAGUACCCGCAGAUUCGCACCAUCGCUAUAAUAGCUGAGGGAAUCCCUGAAGCCCACACCAGGAAGAUCAUCAAGGCGGCGGAUGAAAAGGGCGUCACUAUCAUCGGGCCAGCCACGGUGGGAGGCAUCAAGCCGGGCUGCUUCAAGAUCGGGAACACGGGAGGAAUGCUGGACAACAUCCUGGCCUCCAAACUGUACCGGCCGGGCAGCGUGGCGUACGUGUCGCGUUCGGGGGGCAUGUCCAAUGAGCUCAACAACAUCAUCUCGCGUACCACCGACGGCGUCUUUGAAGGGGUGGCCAUUGGGGGAGACCGGUACCCGGGCUCCGUGUUCACUGACCACGUGCUGCGCUACCACGACACCCCCGGCGUGAAGAUGAUUGUCGUGCUCGGAGAGAUCGGCGGCACAGAGGAGUACAAGAUCUGCCAGGCUAUCAAACAAGGCAGGAUCACCAAGCCCGUGGUGUGCUGGUGCAUCGGAACCUGCGCCACCAUGUUCGCCUCAGAGGUCCAGUUUGGCCACGCCGGAGCGUGCGCCAACCAGGCUUCGGAAACAGCGGUGGCGAAGAACAAAGCUCUGAAGGAGGCUGGCGCUUUUGUGCCGAAGAGCUUUGACGAGCUGGGAGAGAUCAUCAAGUGCGUAUAUGAUGACCUUGUUACCAAAGGAGUCAUCCAGCCAGCGCCAGAGAUGCCACCCCCCACUGUUCCCAUGGACUACUCCUGGGCACGAGAGCUUGGACUUAUCCGUAAACCGGCAUCCUUCAUGACCAGCAUCUGUGAUGAGAGAGGGCAGGAGCUCAUCUACGCCGGCAUGCCAAUCACUGAGGUCUUCAAGUCUGAAAUCGGGCUGGGAGGAACUCUGGGGCUUCUCUGGUUCCAGAGGAGGUUGCCCAGAUACGCGUGCCAGUUCAUCGAGAUGUGUCUCAUGGUGACGGCUGAUCACGGUCCGGCCGUAUCCGGAGCCCACAACACCAUUGUGUGCGCUCGGGCUGGGAAAGAUCUCAUCUCCAGCCUCACCUCCGGCCUGCUCACCAUUGGCGACCGCUUCGGAGGAGCUCUGGACGCCGCGGCCAAGCAGUUCAGCAAGGCUUUCGACAGCGGCAUCCUGCCCAUGGAGUUUGUCAACAAGAUGAAGAAGGAUGGCAAGCUCAUCAUGGGCAUCGGCCACAGAGUCAAGUCUAUUAACAAUCCAGACAUGAGAGUGCAGAUCUUGAAGGACUUUGUGAAGCAGCACUUCCCCUCCACACAGCUGCUGGACUACGCUCUGGAUGUGGAGAAGAUAACUACCUCCAAAAAACCCAACUUGAUCCUCAACGUGGAUGGCUUCAUCGGUGUGGCCUUUGUGGACCUGCUCAGAACCUGUGGUGGAUUUACCAGGGAUGAGGCUGACGAAUUUGUGGAAAUAGGAGCUCUGAAUGGCAUCUUUGUCCUGGGUCGCAGCAUGGGAUUCAUUGGACACUACCUGGACCAGAAGAGGUUGAGGCAGGGUCUGUAUCGUCACCCAUGGGACGACAUCUCCUACGUUCUCCCGGAACACAUGUCCAUGUAGGACCACUGCACCCUUGGCUGAAGCUUUGGCAUUUCAUCCUGUUACUGUUAAUAUCACUGUAUUGCUUGAAAGAGGUACGAUGUUUAUUUUUGGAAAAAUCAGUGAAUAGUGGAGAAAUCACGUGAUACUGUGAACAUCCUUUCAACAAGACCAUUCCGUCGUUGUGUCUCAUUGUGCCAUUUGCUCCAUCAUGAGUUUGUUUACAGGGUGACCGUGUAGUGCAAUAAUAGGAACACUGUAGAUGAUAGCUUUAUUUAUGUAUAGGUGUCCUUGUCUGUAAUGUUCUUGUCUCGGCAAGAUGUGACUAAUGGGAUGGCUGAAAAAGGGAUCAUAUAUUAAUAUCUAAUAAUACUAUAAUAGUAACACAUCAGCACUACAAUGAUAUUGCUAAUUGGUCUGACUUAUUAUUAUAAUGGUUGGUUGUAGUCACUGAUAAAUGGCUACACAGGGUAACAUUGCCAAUGUGAGACGAUACAUUUCCCAUCAAUGUAUUAGGAAUAUUUCAUUAGAAAGUCAAUGUAAUGAUAUAAUGAACUCAAUUGGUAUUGUUGCAAAGUUUGUAUGUGACCUGACUUUGUCAUGUUUGUCAACGUGUGUGUACCAGAGUAUAUGUCUGCUGUGUAUCAGUAAAGAACGGUUUUCGCUCA